GGUUUUUAUUUCUAACAAAAAAAACUUCAAACUUUUCGUAAACGAAUUAAGAAAAAAUGUCUGGUCGUGGUGAAGGUCAACGUGGGCGAGGUCGCGGUGGAUAUGGUGGUGGUGGCGGCGGUGGCCGAGGUGGAUAUGGUGGCGGUGGUGGCCGAGGUGGAAGCGGUCAAGGUGGUGGCCGAGGUGGAUAUGGUGGCGGUGGUGGCCGAGGUGGAUUUGGCGGUCAAGGUGGUGACCGAGGCCAUGGUGGUGGAUUUAACCGUGGUCGCGGUGAUGGUGGUGGAUUUAAUCGUGGUCGUGGCCGUGGUGGUGGUGGUGGAUUUUCAUCCGGUCCAUCAGGUCCUGUUGUUAUUCCUGAAGGUGAAUCCUAUGCUAUUGUUCGUAAAAGUCAGAUGCCAAAAUCUGAUUUUGGUACCGAAAUCGAAUUAUUAUCAAAUUUUUAUAAAAUUUGUGUCAAAGUUAAAACCGUUUAUCAUUAUGAUAUUGAUAUCAAAGAAAAAGCUGAUGUUAACAAACCAGCACGUGAACAGAAUGAAAAAUUUUUAAAAAAACAUGCACGAACAUUAUUACCAAAAUGGGUGGAAAAAAAUCCAACAAUAUUUCGUAAUGUUAGCUAUGUUUAUGAUGGAUGGAAAAAUCUUUAUACUGUUAAAGAAUUAGAUCUAAAUAAUGGUUUCGUUCAAGAAUUUGUUCAUGAAAUUGAUUGUAAAAAUCGUACAUUUGAAAUUAAAAUCAAAAUGGCUGAUAAAAUAUCCUUACAACCAUUACAGGAUUAUUAUUCAAAAAAAACAUCAGUUAUUGAACCGAAAAUAUUUUCCGUAUUGGAUGUUAUUUUUAAUAAUGUUUGUGAAAUAUCAUUCGAAUAUUAUCAACGAAAAUUUUUCAAUGCUAAUGAUGUAAGUGAUUGUCGUAAUCGUGAUUGGUGUCAAUUUGCACCCGGAUUUGCAAAUUCAAUUCGUAUGACUGAAUUUGGACCUGCUAUGAAUAUUCACUUGAAAACAGCAUGUUUAAUAUCAAAAACAUUGAAUCGUGUUGAUGAAUUAGUAUCAUCAUUUUGUCGUCAAUCACCUGAUCGUUUACGUGAUCAUGAUCUACGUAAUCUGAAUAAAUUUUGUCGUCACAUGAAAAUUUUCACCAAUCAUUGUGGUAAACGAACAUUUUUGAUUGAACGUUUUGUUAAUGUAACACCAUAUGAUCAGAAAAUUGAUCAGAAAAAAGGAACUAUUGCAUCAUAUUUCAAGGAAACAUAUAAAUUUACAGUGAAGAAUUAUCCAUUGAUCAAAACAACUGGUAAAAUUGCAAAAUAUCUUCCAAUGGAAUUAUGUUAUUUGGUGGAUAAACAAUUUUUGGCUAAUUCCAAAAUUGAUGAUAAAAUACAACAAGAUUUACUUUAUGCAUCCACUAAUAAUCCGGAUGUUUAUUUUAAAAAAACAACCAAUUAUACAACCAAAAUUAAAGAAGAUGGUCAACGUUUGUUUCAAGAUUUUGGUUUGGAUUUAAUGAUGAAACCGGCCAAAUUAAUUGGUCGUGUAUUACCAGCACCGAAACAAUUGAAUCAAUCACAAAAUCAACCAUAUUGUCGUACACCACAAAAAGAAUUAAAAUGGGUAUUGUUUUCAUUGGAUUCAUCAAUACCGAAAGGUGCUUUAGAAGAAUUGGCCAAUCAAAUUAUACAAACUGGUCAACAAGUUGGUAUGCGAUUUCAACGACAAACAUCGAAUAUCUUUGUACAAGGACAAAUUGAAAAUCAUCAACAUGUUGUAUCGGUUAUGAAAAAUAUUAAUAAAGCUUUCAACAAACCGGAUUCACCAUUAGAUGUUGCAUUUAUUAUUAUACCGACUGGUGAUAGAAAUCAACGAAUACCAUCGGUCGAUAUUUAUAAUUUGGUAAAAGCAUUUAGUGAACGUGCUGCAUCCGAUGCUGAAAAUAAAGGUGGAUUUGGUUUCGUUACACAAUGCAUGAAAAGCAAUAAUGUUUUUAAUGGACGACCAAAAGGUGGAUAUUUGCAGAAUUUAUUGCUUAAAGUUAAUGGAAAAGUUGGCGGUGUCAAUAGUAUUGUUGAUCCGAAAGAAUUUUUGGCAAAACAAAUGAAAUUUGAUCCGGCCAGUACUAUGGUUGUUGGUAUUGAUGUUAAUCAUCCAAGUGUUGAUGAACAAAGUUGUUCAUCAGUUGCUGCGGCUGUUGGUAGUUUGGAUAGAGAAUUUUCACGAUAUACAGCCAGUUUAACUGUACAGCCAAAAGAUCGUGAUGAAAUUAUUACACGAUUGAAUAUAAUGAUUGAUGAAUUAUUGAUGGUUUAUCAUCAAAAGAAUGGUAAAUAUCCGGAAACAUUGAUAAUAUUUCGUGAUGGUGUUAGUGAAGGACAAUUUGAUAAAAUCAAAGAUAAAGAAUUACCAUUGAUUGUAAAAGCAGCUAAAGAACGUAAUCCAAAAGUAAAAAUUGUAUUGUUUAUUGUACAAAAACGUCAUCAUACACGUUUUAUUAGUACACAAGGUGGACAUGGACCAAAACGAUCAAGCCAUAAUGUACCAUCAGGUACUGUUGUGGAUAAUUCUAUUGUUGAUCCAAAAUAUGAUUCAUUCUAUGUUAAUUCACAUUUUUCACCAUUGGGAACAUCAAAACCAACAAAAUAUGUCAUCAUACGUGAUGAUUUAAAAUUGCAACCAAGCCAAUUGCAACAAUUAUGUUUUUUUAUGUGUUUUAAUUGUGUACGUUUUCGUGGUGUUAUUGCUAUACCUACACCGAUUCGUUAUGCUGAUCUAUGUGCUUAUCGUUCCAAAUUACAUAUUGAAGGACAAUGCAAAUUAAGCCAAAUUAAUCCAAAAGAUGCUGAAGAACGAAUCAUUUCACAGCUUAAUCAAUGGGUUAAAAUUGAUAAAAAAGUACAGAAUCUUCUUUAUUAUUGCUAGAAGAAAACGACAACGACGACGACUGUAUUUGUCGAAUUGAAUUUUAUUCACAC
Molecule: messenger RNA, 2962 nt
Organism: Dermatophagoides pteronyssinus (European house dust mite)
Lineage: Eukaryota; Metazoa; Arthropoda; Arachnida; Sarcoptiformes; Pyroglyphidae
Product: protein argonaute-2-like
Molecular function (GO): protein binding; RNA binding
Source: RefSeq, a predicted model, not a curated record